Hippopotamus amphibius kiboko is the source of this 4481-nucleotide messenger RNA. RefSeq names its product ankyrin repeat domain 45 (gene ANKRD45). The coding region runs from base 49 to 834 and encodes 261 amino acids. NCBI's taxonomy places the organism in Eukaryota, Metazoa, Chordata, Mammalia, Artiodactyla, Hippopotamidae. The transcript has 6 exons. Gene Ontology annotation, molecular function: protein binding. The record is from RefSeq and is a predicted model, not a curated record.
UGGUAACCGCGGAAGCCCGGGGCCUAAGGAGCGGUAUUUUUGGAGUUAAUGGAGUCAGAAGGACCCCCAGAGUCAGAGAGUUCAGAAAAAUUAAUAUUUUUCUCACAGCAAGAAGAGGAGGAAGAAGAUGAGAAUGAAGAAGAAGAAGAAUCUAAAGCAGCAGAGGAAACUGCCACCAUUAAUCCCCUCUUACCACCUGCUCUCACAGGAGAUGUAGGAGGUUUGCAGAAGAUUUUUGAGGAUCCUGAGAACCCUCACCAUGAACAGGCCAUGCAGCUACUCUUGGAAGAAGACAUCGUUGGGAGAAAUUUGUUGUACGCAGCUUGCAUGGCUGGGCAAAGUGAUGUGAUUAGAGCUUUGGCCAAAUAUGGUGUGAAUCUGAAUGAAAAAACCACCAGAGGUUACACGCUCUUACACUGUGCUGCAGCCUGGGGUCGUCUGGAAACUUUGAAAGCGCUGGUGGAACUGGAUGUUGAUAUAGAAGCUCUGAAUUUCCGGGAAGAAAGAGCUCGCGAUGUUGCUGCUCGGUAUUCCCAAACUGAGUGUGUUGAGUUCCUGGACUGGGCAGAUGCAAGGCUGGCGCUGAAAAAAUAUAUUGCAAAGGUCUCUGCAACUGUUACAGAUACAGAAAAGGGACCAGGGAAGCUUUUUAAGGAAGACAAGAAUACCAUCCUCAAUGCAUGCCGUAUAAAAAAUGAAUGGUUGGACACCCACUUAGAAGCUUCCAUUAAUGAGCAUUUUGAGCAGAAACAGCAAUUGGAAGAUAUUGUGACUCCUAUCUUCACAAAAAUGGCUACACCAUGUCAAGUGAAAAGUGCCAAAUCUGUAUUUUAACCAUGGUCAGGAAAGAAGUCAAGAUCAUACCUUCUACUGAACAUGUAUUUUAUAAAAGGCGCCACCUUCUAUAUUUAUAAAGGCAAACCUAUUCAUGCUGACCGAAGUUAAGAAAAUAGAUGUGGGAUUUUAUAAAAAUGUUUAAGUAUGAAAUUAAAUCACCCUUGUUUUGUUUUACCCCAUUCAGCAUGCUUAUGUCCAGACUCUCUGGUCUUGCCUCUGCCCCCAUAAGUCAGUUUCAUGUGAGUUCCACUUGCUUCUUCCAGAGAGCACUUGGGUAAGAGUCACUCACAAAGACCAUAUAGAAACUUUGAAAGCUACUUAGAGACUCUAACAAAUUUCUGUGUAAUUGUUGAGGCAGGAAGUUUCUGUUCAAGUGAGCAAUUCUUUUUUUUUUUUUUUUAAAGACAUAUUGGCCAUUUCCAGAGGAAAAAUGUGUUCUCCCUCUCUCAAAAGGAAAGCUACAGGGUGACACUCUGGAGCAAGGAAGUAUUAAGGAUGGUUUGGAUCAGGAUCCUCUGCUUAUACACUUAUCACUUUUUUAUGUCAAAAUUUUGACACCCUUCUGUCUUUAAAUUAAUAAAUACAAAUGUUUAGUUUUAUAUUUAGAUUUCCCCUACUCUGCAGGUUUAGUUAUUAUAGUUAUUAUAACUAUACUGCAUGCCAUUUUCCCUUCUGUUUUUCUGUUUUGUAUUACCUGUGUUUUAAAUAUCAUUGUUGGUUUCAUAUUAGUGAUUUGGAAUGUCCUUUUUUUUUUUUUUUUAAGUUUGUCUAAGAGCCCCUGAACCUUCUGCUUCUCUGACUUUCUAGAAUAGUUUUAUAGAAAGAAAAUUAUUCUCUUCUUUGUCCCAUCCUGAAAGCUAGUUUUUUAUUGUUGAGGGGAAGGAAAAGAAAUAAGUAAUUCAGUAAUUCCUUGUCAGUUGGCAUUUUCUCAGCCAUGGUUUUGAGGUAACACUGUCUCACAAAUUUAAAAGUUUUGAGAUCUUUUUUUUAUGUAUGAGCAAUUCAGCUUCAGUUGCCUUAAGCAGAAGAACAGGGCCAUGAGUCUCACCCCCUCUCUGGUAGAUCCAGUAGGUGUUUAUGGUGUAGUGCAAAGAAGGAGACCUAUGUUUGCUCCAUGCUCUUAAUAUUAUAGAUUGUGAGAAGUCUGUUAUCUUUAAGCACUGCAAUAAUUUGGGAAAAGGCUAGGUGCCAUUUUUGUCAUUUAUACUCUAAUUUUACAUUCUCUGAGCCUUGAUCUUGAAUAUGACAUUGCUUUCCAGGCAUGUGGUCCUGGUGAUCAGGGAAGGAUUUAUAAAUCUCAAAGAUUCCUAGAUAAGAACAAGGCAUUUCUGGAGACUCCGAGUAGAAAAUAAACCUCUCUCUCCUUUAUUCAUAUUUAUGUCUUUAUUCUUAAACUGUUUGUAGCUCUUAAUAUAUUUGCUAAUGCCGUCUUCUUGAAACUCACAUUGGCGCCUUUAUGUCAUUAUGGUUCCUUUACUUUCUUACAAACUACUUUUCUAACUCUUUUCUGCAGCUGCUAUGAAUAUGUUUGUGUCCCUCCUCCCCCAAAUUUGUAUUUUGAAACCUAAUGCCCAAUGUGAGAGCAUUAGGAGGUAGAGCCUUUGGCAGGUAAUUAGGUCAUGAGGCAGAGCUCUCACGAAUGGGAUUAGGCCCUUAUAAAAGAGGCCCUGGAUAGCUCCCUUACUCCUUGCUCCAUAUGAGGUUACAGCAGAAAGACAUCCAUCUAGGAGGCAGACUCAGAAAGUCGGCUGGCAUCAUGAUCUUGGACUUCCCAGCCUCCAGAAGUGUGAGAAGUAAAUGUUUGUUGUUUAUAAGGUACCUGGUUUAUGGUGUUUUUGUUACAGCAGCCUGAAUGGACUAAGACACCAGCUCCUUUUCUUCAUCUUGCCUCAAGCUAUGGGAACUUUUCAAAAGUCAAUCCUGUCUUUCAAUUUUAUAUGUCAAUUAUACCUCAAUAAAGCUAAAAAAAAAUCAAUCCUGACCCUUGGCAAGGCAGUGUGAAGUCUCCACUCCAUGACCUCUAUCCCCAGUGUUAGGAAGAAUGAAUCCCUCCUUCUUUGGGUCACCUUCAGCAUUAAUAGCUUCAUACUGUAUUCUAUUUAAUUGUUCGCAAGUUGAACUCUGAGCUUUUUGAGGGUAGGGGCUUCGUUUUGUUUUUCUUCAUUCAUAAAGAGGCUAUAACAUAGUAAAUUAGUAAAUAAUAGUUGAAUGAAUUCUCUUUUCGUACCACCUUUUCAUAGAACUCACUAGUCUUCAUUAAUUUAUAGAGCUUGUUCACCUUUAUGGAAUCCUUAUCUCCAUAUUUUGCUUGUGCCAGUGCCCCAUUUCAACUCCUGCUCCUGCAGAAGACAAGCCGCACACACGCCCUGCACUAUGACUGUAUAUCUAGUUUCUUCUCUAAUUGUCUAUUUUUUAACUUUCUUCUUGAAUGCCAUAUCACUUUUUUUUUUAUCUCGCAGAGAAACCAAGAAGCCAUAUCAGUUUUUAGGCAUGUGAACCUGGUGAUUAUGAAGGAAUUCCUGAAUCUCAUUUCAAAGAUUUCAUUGAUGUGACAGUCUGAAUGUACAUCUAUAUCUAUAGAUAAGAUUUCAUUGAUGUGACAGUCUGAAUGUACAUCUAUAUCUAUAGAUCUAUGACUUUAGUAUGUUUUGAGAGAUAUGGUAUGUCUUGUGACUUGUUGCAUUGAAUUAUAAAUAUAUUCAUAGGAUUGUCAGAGAUCCUUAUACUCUGAGUUUGAGCUUUUACUCAAGUAGCUGCAUGGCUUUUUCUGAACAUCCACAGAGUAAUUAAUUACUAUUUCAAGGUGCAUACUAGGAAAUUAAAUCACAUUAUUUGAGAGGUAGUAGAGCAAAGGCUACAUUGAGCCUGAUAACUUCUAGACAGUGGUUCCUUAGGCUUUUGUAUUUUUUUCAUUGAUUGGAAAACUGUAAAAACAAAAGGGAGGAGAUUGGUAUGAUAUCAUUAAGAGAACAACUGUUAUCUGCUAUCACUAUCAUUUAAUGAACAAAAAGACAUGUUAACACCAAAAAAGGGGAAGAUAUGAUCUCAGUAUAAGGUUCUGCUCUUUAAGUUGAAUAAAUUAAGUUCUAUUCUAGGCUUUUAUGUUCUUCAUUUUGCUAUAUAUGAUGGAGCUUUUGUCAUGAAUCACAGCUGGCAUAUGGUCUACCCUUUGAGAACUACUACUCUAGACUAAAGCAGCCAGACUGAUGUUUAGGUUACCACAAUGCCCCAAAUUAUAAAGGGCUGACAAUCCAUCCCAGUGUUUCAUCUAAUCUGUGAAAGAUUGUAUUUUCCAGGAUGGCCACAUCUCCUAUCCCACAGUCAUGACGUUCCUCACAUAGGGAGGUGGGUCUCUGUUCUCUCAUCAUGAACCUGGGCAGGCCUGUGGUUACAGUAGAAGUCAUACUCUGUGAUUUCCAUUGAUCAUAAAAGAUAAAAGUGAUACAGCUUCUACCUAGUUCUCUUGAGAUGCUAGCCCGGAGAGACCCCUACGGACAGGCAGCGAGGCCCUGGCUGAGCUCUAGCCAGCAGUCAUCUACGAUAGCAGUGAAUCAUCUUGGAAGCGGAUCUUCCAGUUAAGCUGUCACAGGCGAUGCCACGUGGAGCAGAGACAAGCCUCUGCUAAGCCCUGCCACAACUGUAGA